AAAUCUAAUCAUGUCAACUCUCCUGCUAAUCUAAGAUUUCAACACUCUCCAUAAAAUUUCACCUACAUUCUUCCGAUAGCUUUAGGGCUGUCAAGGGUUUACUUUUUCUCUGUUCGAUUUCGCAGAGUUUUGAGCGAAUCGCGGCGAAGCCCCUAAUUGUCUUCUUCACCGAAGAAUGUCAUACUUGCUGCCACAUCUGCACUCAGGAUGGGCAGUGGACCAGGCAAUCCUGGCUGAGGAGGAACGCCUCGUCAUCAUUCGAUUUGGCCAUGAUUGGGAUGAAACCUGCAUGCAGAUGGACGAGGUUUUAGCCUCAGUUGCUGAAACUAUAAAAAACUUUGCAGUGAUAUACCUAGUAGAUAUCACAGAGGUGCCUGAUUUCAAUACAAUGUAUGAAUUGUAUGAUCCGUCCACAAUUAUGUUUUUCUUCCGUAACAAGCAUAUUAUGAUUGAUCUUGGCACUGGUAAUAACAACAAGAUCAACUGGGCGAUGAAGGACAAACAGGAGUUUAUAGACAUUGUUGAAACCAUCUUUAGAGGUGCCAGAAAAGGUCGUGGACUGGUCAUUGCUCCUAAAGAUUACUCCACAAAGUAUCGCUAUUAAGUUCACUAGUUCAACUAUCAUGUCACUGGUGUAUGAGUACACACCUAUUAAGCUAUCUUCACAUGUUGAUGUCGUAAUAACUUUCUUUGUUCUGUAUUGUUUAAAUUUCUUUGUUGAUGCUACCUUAAAAUGAGCAUGCCUAACCUCUUUGUUGUUAUUUAUGACAGUGUUGCAGUUUUAGCAGUACUAUUAUUUCAGCCCCCCAUAUUUGAUAAUGAAGAAAUGAAGUAUUUUUCUGA
Dendrobium catenatum is the source of this 843-nucleotide messenger RNA. Its product is annotated as thioredoxin-like protein YLS8. NCBI's taxonomy places the organism in Eukaryota, Viridiplantae, Streptophyta, Magnoliopsida, Asparagales, Orchidaceae. Gene Ontology annotation, biological process: mRNA splicing, via spliceosome. The record is from RefSeq and is a predicted model, not a curated record. Bases 176 to 604 code for a protein of 142 amino acids. Gene Ontology annotation, cellular component: U5 snRNP; U4/U6 x U5 tri-snRNP complex; spliceosomal complex. The transcript has 3 exons.